Chrysoperla carnea is the source of this 8133-nucleotide messenger RNA. RefSeq names its product mucin-2-like. Lineage: Eukaryota; Metazoa; Arthropoda; Insecta; Neuroptera; Chrysopidae. The record is from RefSeq and is a predicted model, not a curated record. Bases 1 to 7050 code for a protein of 2349 amino acids. The transcript has 3 exons.
AUGUCACGUUCAAUAUUGGUGUUCCAUCGUAAUACAAGUGUAAGUGCUGAAAAAUCGAAUUGCACAAUGGUGGUGUCAUGUGAUAAAAAGGUAUGCACAGACGAAAAGAAACAUUGUGUAGAUAUUGCAGAUCCCUUCAGUUCAAAAUCGAAAAAUGAGAACAAUGUUACGAAAUUAAUCAGACAAAACGAUAAUGAUUAUUACAGUACAUUAUGCUGGAUUGAAAUAACAAAAAUCAAAGAUAUUCUAACCGAAACCGGUAUAGAACGUUAUGUAACACGAGAAUAUGCGAUAUCAGUAGAAACACCAGCUGAUUUUAAGAAUAAUAUUAAUAAAAACACAAAUUUCUCAUAUCACAUAUCGUUAAAAUUCCGAAACAAUAGUACCGACUUGCAAGAGGUUGAACCGUUUGAAAUUUAUGAAAGUGAUACAAGAAAAAGUACAGUGGUAAAUUUUACAACGAUUUCUGUCAUUGAUAAUAUCAAAAUACGUGAACAUCAAAAAAAAUUUUGUGGUGCAGGACCUAUAUUAAUAACAGAAACAAGUGAAUGGUCUAAUUCUUUACAUAAAAAAUUAGAAAUACGAGUUAGCCCAAAAAAACAAAAGUUAAAAGCUGCUGAAUGUAAUAAUCUAACAAAAUUCACAGAAACACCUGCAACCGAAAAAUCCACAAUCACUCAGCCAGACAAGCCUAGUCGCAGAACAGAGAGUGAUAGUACAAUAACUUCGCAAACUGAAUAUACGACUGAAUUAAGUACAAUUUCCUCUAAUAAACCAAGCUCUACUAGUAGCACAUCCACCACCAUAAAAUAUAGCACUCCAUUUGAUCCAUCUAUGUUACCCAGUAGUGUUUCUAAAAAUAGACCAGAUCCUCGCUCCUCGACAAUAAAACCAUCCUCUUCAAGAAGAAUUCCAUCAUCAUCAGUUACACCGGACCCAACUUUCAGUACAGAAAAAACAACAAGUAUUAGUACAAAAUCUGAUGAACCAGAAACUACGACAUAUUUGCCAACUAUGUACAACACAUUAACUCCUACAAUGACAGCAUCUACAAACACUGAUACCGAAAGAACAACGCCAGAUUAUUAUUCUUCUUGGGUUCCAACAGAAGAAACAUCACCAGUGGAUAAUUCAACGGACGUAGCAACAAGUACACAUGGUUCAACACCCAUAAAUAAUACUUUCCCUUCUGUAACUCCAACUAGAGCUGGAAGUUUAAGUUCUUCACCCACACAAACGAGCAUUGAAACAACAACGCCUGUACAAGAUUCUACACCUUCAAGGAAUACAAGUUUAAUUCCUGAUAUAACUUCAACAUCCUCUUCGUCUGAAGUUACUACUUUGCCUACCUCAGUAAGCGAAGGUGCAUCACCUGAACCAUCUAAAUCAGAACCAACAGACGAAACAAAUACACAAGGCUCUACACCUACAAAUAAUACUGCUCCUUCUGUAACUCCAACUGAAGCUGGAAGUAAAGAAACUCCUUCAAGCUCUUCACAAACACAAACGAUCACUGAAACGUCUACCCAUAUUCAAGAUUCUACACCUGCAGGCAAUACAAGUACAACUUCUGACAUAAAUACAACACCUUCCUCGCCUGAAGCUUCUACUUUGCCUACUUCAGUAACCGAAAGUGCAUCACCUGAACCCUCUAAAGUAGGUUCAUCUGUGUAUGCUUCAAAAUCAACUAUGUCAACACCAACAAAACCAAGUAGUGUUGAAAGUAUUUCGUCGACAACAUCAACAGAACCAACAGCUGAAACAAGUACACAAGGUUCAGCAUCCACAAAUGAUAAUGUUGCCUCUGUUACUCCAACUGGAUCUGGAAGUAAAGAAACUCCUUCAAGCUCUUCACAAAAACAAACGAUCACUAUUAAAACUACCUCGGUACAAGAUUCUGUAACUACAGGCAAUACAAGUACAACUUCUGACAUAAAUACAACACCCUCCUCGCUCGAAGCUUCAACUUUGUCUACUUCAGUAACCGAAAAUGCAUCACCUGAACCAUCUAAAACAGGUUCACUUAUAGAUGGUUCAACGUCAACUACGUCAACACCAACAAAUCCAAGUAGUUUUGAAAGUACUUCUUCCACAGAAUCAGCGGAACCAACAACUGAAGUUUCACAAGAUUCAACACCCACAAAUUAUACUGCUCCUUCUGUAACUCCAACAGUAGCUGGAAGUAAAGAAACUCCAUCAAGUUCGUCACCUACACAAACGAUCACUGAAACAAGUACCUCUGUACAAGAUUCUACAAAUACAGGCAAUACAAGUACAACUCUUUACAUGAAUACAACGCCCAACUCGUCUGAAGCUACUACUUGGCCUACUUCGGUAACCGAAAUCGCAUCACCUGAACCAUCUACAACAGGUUCAUCUGUAAGUAGUUCAACACCAACUACGUCAACACUGACAAAUUCAAGCAAUGUUGAAAGUACUUCUUCAACAGAAUCAACAGAACCAACAGCUGGAACAAGUACACAAGGUACAACACCCCCAAAUAAUACUGUUACUUCUGUUACUCCAACCGGAUCUGGAAGUAAAGAAACUUCUUCAAGAUUUUCACAAAUACUAAUGAUCACUGAAACAAGUAACCCUGCACAAGAUUCUAUAACUACAGGCAAUACAAGUACAACUCCUGACAUAAAAACAACACCCUCCUCGCCUGAAGUUACUACUUUGCCUACAUCAGGAACCGAACGUGCAUCACCUGAACCAUCUAAAACAAGUUCAUCUGUAGAUGGUUCAACAUCAACUACAUCAAAUCCAAGUAGUUUUGAAAGUACUUCUUCAACAGAAUCAACAGAACCAGCAACUGGAACAAGUACGCAAGGUUUAACACCCACAAAUAUUACUGCUCCUUCUGUUACUCCAACAGUAGUUGGAAGUAAAGAAACUCCUCCAAGUUCGUCACCCACACAAACGAUCACUGAAACAAGUACCCCUCUACAAGAUUCUAUAACUCCAGGCAAUACAAGUACAACUUCUGGCAUAAAUACAACACCCUCCUCUUCUGAAUCUACUACUUUGCCUACUUUCGUAACUGAAAGUGCAUCACCUGCACCAUCUAAAACAGGUUUAUCUGUAGAUGGUUCAACAUCAACUACAUCAACUACGUCAAAUCCAAGUAGGUCUGAAAGUACUUCUUCAACAGAAUCAACAAAACCAACAGCUGGAACAAGUACACAAGGUUUAACACCCACAAAUAAUACUGCUCCUUCUGUUACUCCAACGGGAUCGGGAAGUAAAGAAACUCUUUCAAGUUCUUCACAAACACAAACGAUCACUGAAACGUCUACCCCUGUUCAAGAUUCUACUUCAAGCAAUACAUCUACAACACCUGACAUAAAUACAACUCCUUCCUCGUUUAAAGUUACUACUUUGCCAACUUCAGGAACGGAAAGUGCAUCACCUGAACCAUCUAGAACAGAUUCUUCUGUAUAUGGUUCAACGCCAAUUGCGUCAUCAACGACAAAUCUAAGCAGUGUUGAUAGUACUUCUCCGACAGAAUCAAUAGAACCAACAGCUGAAACAAAACCCCAAGGUUCAACAUCCACAAACUAUACUGCUCCUUCUGUAACUCCAACUCGAUCUGGAAGUAAAGAAACUGCCUCAAGUUCUUCACAAACACAAACGAUCACUGAAACGUCUACUCCUGUUCAAGAUUCUACACCUACAGGCAAUACAAGUACAACUUCUGACAUAAUUACAACACCAUCCUCGCCUGAAACUUCUACUUUGCCUACUUCAAUAACCGAAAGUGCAUCACCUGAACCCUCUAAAGAAGGUUCAGCUGUGGAUGCUUUAAGAUCAACUACUUCAACACCAACAAACCUAAGUAGUGUUGAAAGUACUUUUUCGACAGCAGCAACAGAACCAAUAGCUGAAACAAAUACACAAGGUUUAACACCCACAAAUAAUAAUGUUGCUUUUGUGACUCCAACUCGAUUUAGUAGUAAAGAAACUCCUUCAAGUUCUUCACAAAAACAAACGAUCACUGAAACGUCUACCCCUGUUCAAGAUUCUACACCUACAGGCAAUACAAGUACAACUUCAGAUAUAAAUACAACACCCUCUUCGCCUGAAACUUCUACUUUGCCUACUACAGUAACCGAAGGUGCAUCACCUGAACCCUCUAAAGAAGGUUCAGCUGUGGAUGCUUCAAAAUCAACUACGUCAUCACCAACAAACCCAAGUAGUGUUGAAAGUACUUCUUCGGUAGAAUCAAUAGAACAAACAACAGAAGUUUCACAAGAUUCAACACCCACAAAUUAUACUGCUCCUUCUAUAACUCCAACAGUAGCUGGAAGUAAAGAAAUUCCCUCAAGUUCUUCACAAACACAAACGAUCCCUGUUCAAGAUUCUAUAAAUACAGGCAAUACAAGUACAACUCCUGACAUAAAUACAAAACCCACCUCGCCUGAAGUAAGUGCUUUUCCCACUUCUUUAACCGAAAGUGUACCACCUAAAAGAGGUUCAACUGUGAAUGGUUCAACAUCAACUACAUUAACACCAACAAAUCGAAGUAGUGUUGAAAGUACUUCUGCGACAGACUCAACAGAACCAACAGCUGAUACAAGUACACAAAGUUCAACACCUACAAAUAAUACUGCUCCUUCUGUAACUCCAACUAGAGCUGGAAGUAAAGAAACUCCUUCAAGUUCUUCACAAACACAAGCGAUCACUGAAACGUCUACCCCUGUUCAACAUUCUGACAUAAAUACAACAGCCUUCUCGUCUGAAGCUUCUACUUUACCUAGUUCAGUAACCGAAAGUACAUCACCUGAACUCUCUAAAGUAGGUUCAUCUGUGGAUGCUUCAACAUCAACUGCGACAACACCAACAAAUCCAAGUAGUGUUGAAAGUACUUCUUCGACAGAAUCAACAGAACCAACAGCUGAUACAAGUACACAAGAUUCAACACCCACAAAUAAUACUGCUUCUUCUCUAAUUACAACUGGAACAGAAAGUAAAGAAACUACUAUAAGUUCUUCACCCAAACAAACGAUCACUGAAUCUACUACUCCUGUACAAGAUUCUACAACUACCGACAAUACAAGUAAAACUCCUGAUAUAAACACCACUCCCGCCUCGUCUGAAAUAACUGCUUUUCCUACUUCAGUAACCGAAAGUGUACCACCUGAACCAUCUAAAAGAGAUUCAUCUGUAGAUAGUUCAACACCAACUACGUCAACACCGAUAAAUCCAAGUAGUUUUGAAAAUACCUCUGCGACAGAAUUAACAAAACCAACAGGUGAAACAAGUACACCGGGAGAAAAUUUAGCUACUGAUUCCAUUGAACCUAAAGGAAGCACAGAAAAUACUUCAUCUACAAUUACAUCAGGUGAAACAGAUUCUAGAACUCAUGACGUUACUUUCGGUACAGAAAGUCACACAAGCUGGGUGCCAACAGACAAGGAUGUCUUAUCAUCAACAUCGACAUCGGUAGAAACGACUUACAUUUCUUUGGGAUCUACAACUACUAAAGAAUACUCAAGUAAAACAAAACCAAGUGAUGUACCAGUUACUUCGGAAACCGAACCUAGUUAUGAGACAAAAGACACGACUCCCAGUUUAUCUUCAUCAGAAUCGAGCCCUACUGAAAAUGGAGACUCUACAACUACUGAAGUGUCGCCAGAAACGAGUGCAAGUUUCGUGACAACUGAAUCCGAUUUGUCAACAUCUACCCAAGCAAGUCCAAGCCCUCGAGAUACAGAACAUACACAAAAUCCGUCUACUGCCGCUAGUAUGACUCAAAGCUCCGGACGUCCAAAAACGACCAGAGAAAAUAUUAAAUCAUCAGAAUCUACAACUCUUUCCAAAUUAAUAACUCAAAAUGAAACUGCUCAAAUUACGAAUGAAAUUGUAACGAAUACUGUAAUAAUUACUACCGAGUCUACAAGUGAAGCAGUUACAUCAUCAACAAAAACUACCGAUGAAAUAACCACUAUUUCCGAUAAAAUGCCAGAAGCGGAAACUACACCUACAACUUCAAUUACGAUAAGUUCAAGUUUAGUAACAAAUACUAGUACUUCACUUACAUCGAGUACUCAUGAUCCAAGGCCAGUCACGAAAGAUGGAAGUGCAUCGGUCUCUACGCCUAGUGAAAAUACACCAAGUAUAAAAACAACAAGGCGAACUACUCCUACAUUGUUUACUGUUUCAACUACGGAGAGCUCAACAAGUGGAAUUGUAAAUUCUAGUACACCAGAAGUGGGGAACCAAAAUGGCACUAAUAAAUCAACCACUUGGCCAGAUUUUACUCCGACAACUGAGAGUAAACCAACAAUAAAAUCAUCAACUUUGCCACCAUGUGAAACGAAAAUUACAACAACAACAAAUCUACCAUUCUGCGUAACAAUUGAUGAUGAUGAUUUAAAUAAAUGUAAAACAAUUAAUACACACACUUCCAAAUCACCCUGUAUUGUAACAAAAGAACCAGGCACUACACCAUUUGGUAUCUCACCUUUAAUUUGUUAUUCAUAUUCAAUACAUAUUAAUUCAACUGAACGACAUUUUUGUUAUGAUUCAAGAACAUGUUCAAAAGAAUAUUUGAAACAACACACGCGUACGUUAUUAAGGUUUGCUUCCAAUGAUUUAUUUAAUGAUAAACUGUGUAAUAUUACAAUAAAAAUUGAGCGUGAAGAUACAAAAUACUCAAAUACGCUAAUAUUAUCGAAUCCAAAAACAUUGGUUGAGUUAUACGCUGGUAUUGAUAACUUAUUGAAUGAAUUAGAUAAAUCCACCAAUAAAAAUGGUAGGCCUUGUAAAAAUAUUAAAGAUUUAAAUAAUCAAGAAGCGAAUUUAUUAUUAAGUAAACUAAUACAAUACGUGUAUAAAAGACCAUUGGAAGCGAUUCCAUAUCCAGCAAUUAAUUAUAAAAGUGAUCCACCAUUCUUAAAUGUACCAUUACAAAGUCGAUCAAAUAAUCAUUUGCCAUCAACGUUACACAAAAAUUUUGAGAGUAAUUUAUCACCACCAAAAUCUGAUUUCUUAAUUUUACAAAAUAAUCCAUUUGUGAAUAAUUUUAGAAAAAAUAUGCCAUAUUAAUAAAUUUAGAAUUAGAUCGCGAAUACAAUUGUUAAUUUGAGAGCAAAUGCCAUCUCAUAGCAAAAAAAGUAUGAAAUUAAUCUUGCUAGAAUCAUUCUUCGGUAAUAAUAAAAAUCCUUUAACAUGUCACUCUUUAAAUAAGGUCUUUUUCCCACACUUUUUGUUGUUGUGUCUAAUAUAUCGUAGUAACUUUUUACACGUUUUUAAAACAAAGUACAAAUAUGUUUUCACACAUAGCUUUAGUCUCUUAAAAUAAACCUUUAAAUGUUUUAAUUCUAGACACAUGCCUUAAAAUGUAUUUCGUGCUUCAAAAUUUUAGAAGAAACUGCACCGAAUUAUACACUCAUGUGCAAAUAGUCAUAUACGUGCUAGUGAGAUAACAGCAUUAUUAACGUUUGCCUACGAAAAGUAUCAUACAUCGCAGAAGUAUGUUAAAAAUGCGUUAUCACAUGUGUAUCCUACAAAAAUUUGCCUACGCCUCAAAAAUGUGAAAAUAAAUGAUAAUUAUUAUUUAAAAUUUGUCAUGGCUUAUUGAGAAAAAUAGAAAAUUAAAACAGUUAUUACCGCCUUAGUACGGCAAUGAACUAUUUUUCCCACGUAUACUAACUGAGAAAAGAACUUCUUUUCUCACGGGCGUAGAUAAAAUAACUCACUAAUUUUAAGAGUGGCGUUAGCAAAUUUGCUCUUCAAUAGCAAAUGUAUUUUUGGUCUUAAGUUAGAUUUUACAUAAAAAGAGACUGAAUUAUAUCUGAUAUUCGUUAAAUUAUUCAAACAUCAAAUUUAAACCGAAUAUUUUGCAAAUAAUAGAAUAUUUUAGAAAUUUACGGGUAACUUCAGCUAAAAUCUUGUUCACUUAUCGUUAAUGUAAAUUUGGAGACAUGUUAUUUUUCUUUUCCAAACCUUAGUUAUUUUUCAUAAUUUUGUUAUAUUUCACUGAAAUACAUACUUGGAUUGAAAAAGGGAUGCAAAUUUUCCCCUAUUCACAAUUGAGAAACAACUUGCGAAUUAAAUGCGCAAAAAUUUGUUAUUUAAUCGACCGAGUAUAAAUCACUACACUUUUAGAUUCGUUAGCAAGUGUUAGAU